Messenger RNA from Exophiala dermatitidis NIH/UT8656, 3238 nucleotides. RefSeq lists its product as uncharacterized. NCBI's taxonomy places the organism in Eukaryota, Fungi, Ascomycota, Eurotiomycetes, Chaetothyriales, Herpotrichiellaceae. Gene Ontology annotation, biological process: nuclear-transcribed mRNA poly(A) tail shortening. Bases 527 to 2764 code for a protein of 745 amino acids. Gene Ontology annotation, cellular component: nucleus; CCR4-NOT complex; cytoplasm. The transcript has 2 exons. Gene Ontology annotation, molecular function: poly(A)-specific ribonuclease activity; protein binding. The record is from RefSeq and is a predicted model, not a curated record.
CAAGAUCCUUUGCUCCACGGUAUUCCACUGCACGGCAGCACGCACCCUGCACGCUGUCCUUCUCACUACUGACUCUGCCGCAAAUCAAACUCAUUCACGGUCGCUCACUGCAUUCACCAUCUUCAUUGAUAUCUUUGGCCAUAUCACUUUGACAUCCAGUCAACAGCCAGACUAAUAUCGCUGGUCGACCGCCAUUCAAGAUCCCAAACCCGGCCGACCCAACCUGUGUCCUUCUCCACGAGCUCUGAGCCGCAGCCAACUUGACCCCAACCACCGCAGUCCCGCUGUUCAGAGCCUUGAAAGAAAGCUUCGGCGCCAGUUGUCCACACCGCUCGAGCCUUGCGCAACUGUUCUUUCGACAUCGAGCUCCGUCCAGGGUCUCAUGUUGAAAAAGCGAAGACUUGGCCUACCUUACAGCCUUCCCCUAGACACCCACACAGUACUGGCAACCCCUCCGAUCUCCUUCCUCUGCGCGUCCAACGUACAAACCAGGGCAAAGACAACAAAACCCUCCCUGCCUCGUUAGAUGGCAGAUGGUGCAUUCCGGUUCCAUCAGCCUGGAGCCGGGCAAUUCUACCCGACGCAGCACGCCAACCACCGCAACCAAAACAGAGCCAGUUCACCGUCCGGGCCCCGACGUCCCUUCACCAACGACACGCCGUCGCCCUCUAGGUCGCCUGUGAAUCCCUCUCUCGGUCAUAAUUUCAACAUGUACUCACAAAAUGGGUAUCAAACUCAACAUGGGCUGCUAAAUGGGGCGCAAAACCACCAGCGAUAUGGUAAUCUGCAAAUGCCAAAAUCCCAGCCACAACACCAUGCUCACCACAAUGUAACGCAACAUCAUGCGCAGCACCAUCAUGCCGGGCAGUUGGGACAUCAUCAUAACAUUUCGUCCGGUGGAUUUCCAUCAGCGACCCCUCACCUGCCCAGUUACGCGCACGAGCAUUUGCAGAACGGCAAUGGCAAAGGUUUACCGAAUGACAGUCCUGACGAACUGGAGAACGAGUAUUGGCGGGAACAACGACAAUUUUAUGAGGAGAGCAAGGAAAUGACCGGACAGCAUCAGCGCGCUAAGACGGUUGCGCAGCACUCUAAGGGAGUGAACUAUGUGCCGUUGGGAGCAGCUGCGGAGGAACUGCAGACGGAUAACAACCGGUCGGCGGCUUCGAAUGGACAGAAUGGAAACAAACAGACUUGGGACGAGCUCGACCUCGGCGGACAAGGUCUCUGUGCACUGUCACCUGUACUAUUCAAUCCGUCGUACCAUUUCCUCAAACGCCUUGAUCUGAUGUACAAUCAAUUAGAGACUUUGCCGCCGGAGAUUGGUCGUUUAAGGAAUCUGGAGUAUCUGGAUGUAUCCUUCAACCAACUCACCGAACUGCCCGAAGAGAUCGGGAUGCUUACGAACCUCAAGCACCUUCUUCUUUUUGGCAACCAUAUCCAAACUCUCUGUUACGAACUCGGUUUUCUCUACAAACUGGAAAUGCUGGGUGUCUACGGCAAUCCCUUGGAGCAAGGACAACGAGACAAGAUCACGGAAGGAGGGACAAGAAAGUUGAUCGAGUAUCUCCGUGAGAGCAUGCCAGAACCCCCACCACCGCGCGAGAGAGAAUGGCACCAACUUGAAGAAGUAACAGAAAGCGACGUGGACACCAUCAAGGUUCUGAACUACAAUAUCCUCUGCGAUCGCUAUGCCACCCAGCAGCAGUACGGUUAUGUUCCGGAGCGCGUUCUGGGCUGGGGCUUCCGCAAGACAUUGAUUCUCGAAGAAAUCCGCGAAAUCAACGCCGACAUUGUAUGCUUACAAGAGUUGGACCGCUGCAGCUACGAUGAUUUCUUCCGCGGCGAAUUGGCUGUCUCGGGCUACAAAGGGUACUAUGCUCAGAAGAGCCGGGCCGAAACGCUGGGCGACAAUGCGAGAUUCGUCGACGGGUGCGGCACGUUCUGGAAAGACAAGAAAUACGUGCUUCUCGACACGCAGCAUCUCAUUCUAGGACGGAAGGCAGUGGAGCGACCCGGUGCGAAGGCCUCGGCCGACAUGCUCAACCGAGUUUGGCAGAGAGAUGACAUUGCGACGGUGGUGUUUUUGGAAAACCGCGUUACGGGCUCUCGGCUCAUUGUCGUCAAUACACACAUCUACUGGGACCCGGCGUACAAGGACGUCAAACUGAUCCAAGCAGCCGUGUUGAUGGAAGAACUUCAGAAACUGACAGAGAAGUACACCAAGUACCCGCCGGCGACCAACAAACAAGUCUUCCGCUUCUCCGACGCCGAAGACGAGCCGCUUCCCGAGCCCGGCCCGUCGCUAUCGUACAACUCUCCGACUCAAAUUCCCAUGAUCAUCUGUGGCGACUUCAACUCGGGCGCCGGAUCAGCCGUGUACGAUCUCUUUACCAAGAAAGGAUUGAACGCCGAGCAUGCCGAUCUCGACGGCCGAGAUUACGGUGCCUUCUCCCGUGCCGGCAUGCAGCACCAUUUCACUCUCAAGUCGUCAUAUGCCGCCAUCGACGAGGAGAUGCCCUUCACAAACUACACGCCUUCCUUUGUCGACGUUUUGGACUACAUCUGGUACUCGAGCAAUUCAUUGAGGGUGGUGGGACUGCUAGGCGCCAUCGAUCCGGAGUACCUGAAACGCGUGCCUGGAUUCCCCAACUUCCACUUCCCCAGUGACCACAUCGCCAUCGUGGCCGAAUUCAAGGUCGAGAAGCAGCGGAAUGUACAGAAAGCCGUCGAGGCUGACUUUGGACCAUCGAGCAAGAAAUAGUAGUUCCAGGCUCGAGGCUCGGACAAUGUCAGCCAACAGGGGAACGAAAGCGAAGAGGACUGGCUGCUUGUGUAGGACUGGAUCUCGGGGUGCUUGUGUGAUUAGGCCGGUGGGGGCGUUCUGUUUCACGGGGCGGCGCUGUGUCCUGACGUUCAUUAAAGAGAGAAGAAAUGAAAGAUCUCUGGGGCGGGCGGGGAAGACUCGAAGUGAUGGAAUGAAUGAUGGCCAUGGUCAGAGUGGAUGACAUUUGGGAUAAACCCCCUUUGGAAUGGAUGGGGUUUGGCCAUGUAUAUUCUGCAGUUCUGUUCACUCAAAGUCUCUGUGUGUUUUCUCUCUUCUCUUGUCCGUGGUUCUCUUGUUCCUGCCUUCCCGCUUUGAAUUCCUGCAUCCUGUUCCGGGUUCCCUGCUCUACCUUGCUGAAUUUCCCAAACGCAAUGUUUCAUCAAAGAGAUUCGCAAUCCUCUCCCAUCGGAG